Messenger RNA from Lymnaea stagnalis (great pond snail), 315 nucleotides. Lineage: Eukaryota; Metazoa; Mollusca; Gastropoda; Lymnaeidae. The record is from the annotation of a GenBank genome assembly.
GAAUGCUGCCCCUCAGAAACUCACUUCAUCGCCCCUCGUGGAGGCGUCUCACGAGGCGGGAAGCUGCUGGAAAUCUACCGACAUGAAAGCACGGUACAAAAAUUCAUCCAGACGGCUUGCAAAGCCGAUGUCCUCGAUCAACCUUGUCACUACAUAAAAAACGAAUAUCAGCAUGCGUCGCGAUGUGCGCAAAAGUUCAGCUACGUGUACGCCUUUGUGAGAGACUUUAACGUGUCGGAGCGCUUCCGGCUUGACUACAUCCGGGUUAAAUCCUCUUGCUCGUGUGAGCUCGACUUGAGCUUGCUCGAUAAUUGA